Anoplophora glabripennis (Asian longhorned beetle) is the source of this 549-nucleotide messenger RNA. RefSeq lists its product as uncharacterized. The record is from RefSeq and is a predicted model, not a curated record. Gene Ontology annotation, molecular function: odorant binding. Bases 66 to 479 code for a protein of 137 amino acids. The transcript has 2 exons. Gene Ontology annotation, biological process: sensory perception of smell. Lineage: Eukaryota; Metazoa; Arthropoda; Insecta; Coleoptera; Cerambycidae.
GCCGGCACCCGUAUGUGCACUCUGUGCAUUGAUACCAGACAGUGAACGUGGAAUAUCUGAAGAAUAUGAAGGUCCUUGCUGCUUUAAUAGCUGUUUGCGUGGUAGCUUCACUGGUGCAGGCUGAACUGAUCAUAACUGAAGAACAGAAGUCCAAGCUCAUAGGUCACCACAAAGUGUGCUCAGAACAAGUAAGUGUACAGGACGAUGUCAUAGAGAAACUCCUCGAAGGCGUCUUCAGCGAAGAUCAAUCCUUCAAAAACUACCUCUUCUGUCUGUCCAAAAGAAUUGGCUUCCAGAACGAAGCUGGUGAGGUGCAAAAAGAAGUUAUUAUCACAAAACUGAGAGAUUCCAUAGAAGAUCCUUCUAAGGCGGAGGAGUACACUGAAAAAUGUCUUGUUAAAGAAGGAAAACCCGCUGAUGUCGUGUACAAAGUAGUCACUUGUUUGCAAGAAAGUACCCCAAACGUUCUGUUUGCUUAAUUAUGUUAAUUUUGUAUCAAAUACAAUUGUUUUUAAUUUUAUAUUAAAUAAAAUAUACCCAUUAUUAUUU